Molecule: messenger RNA, 609 nt
Organism: Laccaria bicolor S238N-H82
Lineage: Eukaryota; Fungi; Basidiomycota; Agaricomycetes; Agaricales; Hydnangiaceae
Exons: 4
Coding region: 1-609 (202 amino acids)
Biological process (GO): telomere maintenance via recombination; tRNA threonylcarbamoyladenosine modification
Cellular component (GO): cytosol; nucleus; EKC/KEOPS complex
Source: RefSeq, a predicted model, not a curated record
AUGGAUUUCUUUCAUUUCCCCCACCAUCACAGCAGCCAAUCUGUGGCCCACUUCGCGCUCUUCAGAGACGUCAAGAACUCUCAGUCGUUGAGAAAACGUAUUAUCGCAGCGGCGACGAUUGAAGGCGCUGCCGGCGAUCAAGAACGAGAAGCAGUGAAUUUUGCAUUCAUCGAUGCUCGUCUUAUAACGGGUCGACUACACCUACAAACCGCGAUUUCUCAGGCUAUACUGGCUGACUCGCAGGGAGCAAUUAGAACGAAAUCUGUGCAUUCCGAAAUUUUGUGGGCUCUCAACCCGACUAAUAAUAUUACUGAAGCCUUGCGACGGUAUGGCGUUUCCGACACCACAACGGAUCUCAUCGUCGUGAGAGUCGGCGAAGCAAACCUCGAUUCCGCGAAAAUCCAGGAACUCAUGGAAGUUGUUGUUCUGGGGAAAAUAGUUCCUUUUGCUGAAGUGAAGGAUAUCACUGAUUGGUCUUCAAUCAAGAAGUAUCAUAAACUUAAUGGGGAGGUGGCGGUACAAGAAACAAAAGGGAACAUAAGUAGUGAACGCGCUAUUGUGGAUAACAUUGUUAUUAGUACAGUUGCGAUGAAGACUGUCAUGGUUUGA